Mercenaria mercenaria is the source of this 1039-nucleotide messenger RNA. RefSeq lists its product as uncharacterized. The coding region runs from base 60 to 1025 and encodes 321 amino acids. The transcript has 2 exons. NCBI's taxonomy places the organism in Eukaryota, Metazoa, Mollusca, Bivalvia, Venerida, Veneridae. The record is from RefSeq and is a predicted model, not a curated record.
AGGAAAUUAAACUUGAGGCUCGUCAUGAAUAUACCACUGGAUGGGUCUGUCACGCGUACAUGAAGGUGUUCACGAAGUGGCUUGAAAUCAUGGGUGACACGGCGGAAAACCUCGAGCAAAUUAAACAAGCCGUCUGUGAGUGUAUAGAAUCAAAGGAAGUGAUAGAUAGUGUCUUAUUGAUAAUAAGGGACCCUCCAAAAUUGUCAUGUGUCGUAAGAGGAAUUGAGCAAACUUCAAAACAUCCAGUUCCAUAUGUUCAACCAUGCUAUGCAUUGCACGAUAUUGAGACACCAAGUGCAUCGUGUAGCGUUCAUUACAGGUCAAGACAAAUACAAAGUAUUCAGUCAUCUCGUUACUGUACUUGUUCAGGGUUUUUGCCAAGCUCUGCAGCAUUAAAAUCCCUCCCUAAUUGUCAGGCCAUGCAAGCCUCAUUUCAGUACACCGAAAUGAAGUUUGAACCAAAUAGUAAUGACGAGUCUCAAACGCUUCACACGGUACAAGGUAAAGACAAAAAGCGAAAAACAUCACAAUUUCAAGAUAAAAUAAAAUUAAGUAAACUUGAAAGUUAUGCAAGAGAUAAUUCAAAACAAAAUUUACUUUCGAAAGACAUACCAAUCCGCCAGUGUGACUAUGAUAUUUACAUGGAACAUGUAGUUGAUCUUGUUAUGAAAGAAUGUCAUGUGAGUAGAAAAACUGUUUUGUCAAUUACAUAUCAGACUUUUUGCGAAGUUGAAGAAGUACCAACAAAACGGAAUGAAUUGCUGUACAUCGUAUAUUGUGGCACCCCAAAACUUAUUCUGAAAAAAGAAGUUUACCAUGAUUUAGAAAUUUACGGGAAUAUUGCGCGACCAAAACUCCUUGCACAUCUUGACGCACAGAAAAUUGAAUAUGAUAAGUCAGAUGCAGAUACCUUUCUAUUUUUAUCGUUUAACGGCAAGGCAGCUUUCGAACAGUUUGGUGUUCACGUAUGUAUGGUAUUUUUGUUAUUUAAUACUAACUAUUUAUAUACACUUCUGCCAAUUUAAGGAUGUAGUUGAAG